AUGAAUGACGAAAUCUCUGUCCCCGACCAAAUUAUAGCGGUGCUCAAUUCCACCAAAUACUGGGUCGGGAGACUGGGACUCGGGGUACAGCAAACUCGUUUCGAUGGGACUGUGGACCAUUUAUCGUUGCUAUCAAGUCUGGCUCAAGAUCGUAGCUUCAUCCCGAGCCACAGCUAUGGAUACACGGCCGGUGCCAUCUAUCGGCUUACAAGCGUUCCAGCGUCUUUGAUACUUGGAGGGUUUGACGGAAACCGAUUCGAAGCCAAUAACAUGACCUUCACUUUAAAUGCAGAUUAUGCCCCUGUUGUAGCCAUGAACACGAUAUCGGUUACAGCGAAUGCCGAUGGCCCAUUGCCCAUCAACUGGGAUUCUAAUCCGGUCUCAUUGAUGGAUAGUUCUGAAUCUGCUACCUUUACUAUUGACUCUUCCACUCCAUUCUUAUGGCUGCCACAAACUGUCUGCGAUAGUUUUGCCAAAGCCCUCAACCUCACUUACGAUGACAACCUGCAACUUUAUUUAUACAAUAAUGAAACCUCAACCCUGAAUACACUCAAAUCCUGGAAGCUGAAUUUUACGUUUGGGAUUAAUACCUCCCCAGAUGCCUCGGACGACCUCUAUCUCAAUCUGCCUUUUGCCGCCUUCGACCUCCAACUGUCGUACCCUUACCCAAACCUCGACGCCAACUUCACAACACCACCCACCAACUACUUUCCAUUACGUGUUGCAACUGACCGGACACAAUAUAAAAUCGGUCGUGCCUUCUUACAGGAGACCUACCUCACCGUUGACUAUGAGCGUAACAAUUUCUCAUUGUCACAAGCAGUCUUUACAGACUUUGCAGUCAAUAACGUCAACCUUGUGGCGAUAAAUCCCCCGGAGGACAGCAUCUGGCAACCAGCGCCUGGGGUAUCAGACGAACCAUCAUCGUCAAUGUCAUCAUCAUCAUCACUCUCUACAGGGGCUAAGGCCGGUAUUGCAGUCGGGAUUGUCAUAGUUGUUUUGCUCAUAGCGUUAGCAAUUUGGUAUUUCUGCAUCAAGAAGAAGCGACACAACGACGAUAAAGCAGCCGAGAGCACACCAAGAACGGGGUUCUUCAGUAGGCUGCAUCGGACACUCGAUUCCAAGACCUCAGUCUCAGAGCUUCUUGGCGAUAAGCGACAUCCGACUGAAGUACCAGCGGAUGCAUCAGCAACUCGCUUCGAGAUGGCCGCGGUGGAGGAUGUUUCCUCGAGAUAUUUCCAGCGAGAUGGAUCAAUACCACGAAACGAUCCUCGAAAUCCAGCUGAACUAGAGAACCAAGACAUAUCUGCCAAAGCCGCCGAGGCCGCCGCCAUCAACGCAUCAGGCAGUCAACGAUCGGCCUCUCCUGUUCCUCCUUAUUCGCCUGCAGACAACCCUAAUAGAAACAGCGAUGGCAUAAGUCCGUAUACUCCUCGAAACAGUCACGGCUUCGGGACAGUAUCUUCUGGAGAGCAAGGUAUCAGCCCUGUCGGCGGAAGUAGCAGUGGCAACUCGCCUAGAUCCAGUAACUCCAGAGCGCUCUCUAGUCCCAUCUCACCAGAAGCCACCAUGGCGAGACCACUGCAUGACAGAUCUCCCAGGCCCUCCAGCAACGGAUCCUCUACAACCCACGGCAGUGCCAAUUUGAUGGUGCCACAAUUAAACGGUCGUCCUGUAUCGAGAUCACCGAGUACUGGCAGCAGAUUUGUGGAGCAAGGGCUGACAGCCGUGGCGGAAGAGCAGGCACCGACCAGUCCUCCUACGACCAGCCCGAAGACUCCCGGCCCAAGGUUUAGUUGGGAACAGUGA
This is a messenger RNA of Exophiala bonariae, 1809 nucleotides long. RefSeq lists its product as uncharacterized. Bases 1 to 1809 code for a protein of 602 amino acids. The transcript is spliced from 2 exons. NCBI's taxonomy places the organism in Eukaryota, Fungi, Ascomycota, Eurotiomycetes, Chaetothyriales, Herpotrichiellaceae. The record is from RefSeq and is a predicted model, not a curated record.